Messenger RNA from Amphiprion ocellaris (clown anemonefish), 3175 nucleotides. RefSeq names its product zinc finger protein 239-like. Lineage: Eukaryota; Metazoa; Chordata; Actinopteri; Pomacentridae. The record is from RefSeq and is a predicted model, not a curated record. Gene Ontology annotation, biological process: regulation of transcription by RNA polymerase II. Gene Ontology annotation, molecular function: RNA polymerase II cis-regulatory region sequence-specific DNA binding; DNA-binding transcription factor activity, RNA polymerase II-specific. The transcript has 2 exons. Gene Ontology annotation, cellular component: nucleus. The coding region runs from base 103 to 1161 and encodes 352 amino acids.
CCCGGUUAAAGUGAGGCCAGCAGCGUUCACUGAUGUGUGGAAGUUGUUGAAGACGGCUGGGUUGUCGCAUCGUAGGUGAACAUUUCAGGUGCUGGAGCAACGAUGUCUUCGGUUCUGUAUCUGAGGGAGUUGAUCAGCGAGAGACUGACUGCUGCCGCGGAGGAAAUUUUCACGGAGUUUGAAAAGAUAGUCGUUCAGUACGAAGAGGAGAUCGACCGCCAGCGCAGACUGCUGGACGUCAGCUGGAAGCCCGACAUCAAGAUACGCACAGUAGAUCUCCCACAUCAGCAUGUCUCCACUGAAGAAAGGGUUCUCCCUGACCAACAACGCUGUAACCAGGAGAGGAACUCCGAUCUGGACCAGGAGGACCUCGAGCCUCCACUGAUUAAAGAGGAACAGGAAGAUCUCUGCACCAGUCAGGAGGGAGAACCGAUUAUACUGAAGGAGGAGAGUGAUGUCUUUAUGGUGACUCCUACUUACGUGGACAGUGACCACAGUGAACCAGAACCAAACAGUGUCCAGCUCCUCUCUCACUACUCUCCUUUAGCUGAGAGCCCAGAUCAGGAAGGAAGCAAGCUUGCAGACUCAGGAUCAAGUGGAAAUGCAGAGCUGAAGCUGAAGUCUGUACAAUGUGAUGUUUGUGGAAAAUGCUUUAAGUAUAAAUACCAAAUGGAGAGACAUCACAAUAUUCACACAGGUGAGAAGCCGUAUGCUUGCAACUAUUGUGGGAAAAGAUUCUAUCAGAUUCAUUUCAUGAAAUAUCAUGAAAGAAUACACACAGGUGAAGGGUCCUAUUCUUGCAAAACAUGUGGGAAAAGUUUCAGUUUUAGCUCUCAGCUGAAACUCCACAUGCGAAUCCACACAGGUGAGAAGCCGUAUUGUUGUUCAACAUGUGGGAAGAGUUUCAGCUUUAGCUCUCAGCUGAAAGCCCACAUGAGAAUCCACACAGGCGAGAGGCCGUACUCUUGUGAAAGAUGUGGGAAAAGGUUCAGAUUUAGUGAUAAAUUGUUGGUCCACAUGAGAAUCCACACGGGUGAGAGGCCUUUUCCCUGCGACACCUGUGGGGAAAGAUUUAUAGACUCAUCAGCACUAAGAAAUCACCUAAGAACGCACAAAGGUGAUAAGUUGUCGUCCCAAAAGGUCAGUGGGAGUCAAGCUUGAAAAUAACCUGUAAGAAUCUGUUCAGGUUCACAGUAGAACUUUCGGAUUUAAAGCGCCUUUAAACUGUGCUUCAACAAUGAUCCUGUGAGUUUAUUGCAUGUCCAUCUGUGUCGAACUGCACGAUCGAUUUGAGGGCUGUCAAACUGUUCAGUGGAUUUGUGGUGAAUCUUCCCAAAGAGCAUUACAGUUUUACUUUUAACAAUAUUCCAUUGUUGGGGGAAAAAAAAGCAUUUUGAAAAAUGUCAUGUUAAAAGUCUUUACUUAAGUGAACAGAUGUAAAGUUUUACAAGAAAAAAGUAUGAAGCUGUCAUGGGUUCAGUGAGUUAAGCUGUGGGCAGCAACGUAAGCUCUGUUUUUUAUGCCUGUAUUUGUUUACAUUGUGCAAAAUGAAGGUCAUUGAAUUGGUUCUUGCAGUUUUGCUGUUUAUCGUUGGAUGUACCAAAAAUUCUCACUAACUUUGAUACUGAAGAAAUGUUAGAAACCUCAAGAUUUUCAGGCUACUUUUGAACUGUUCCAACUGCUGCACCAUUAGUGUAUUGUUCAUUAUCUCUCUAAUUCUGAGGUGGUUUUCUUAUAAUUACUAGUUUUGUACACUGUCUGUCCAAAAAAAACCAGUCACCACCUGGAUUUAACUGAGCAAAUAAGUAAGAGCCUCCAUUGGAUAAUUACUGCAGUGAUGAAUAUGUUUCAGCUGCAACAACUUAUUUAACUCUAGCUGAUGCAAUGAGUAGCUUCUCAUUUCUUAAACAAUCAUGUUGGAAGACACAUCCUGUGGUUGUAGAAAGGAUGUUAAUCUGCUUCAGAAGGGUCAAAUUAUUGGUCUGGAUCAAACAAAACAACUAAGGAGACUGCUGAAACUACUAAAAUCGGGUUAAGAAUCAUCCAACGCAUCAUUAAAACCUGAAGGAUAGUGGAGAACCAUCAUCUUUGAGGAACAAAUUUGGUCGGAACAAACUCUUAGACGAUCGUAGGAAAUCAACAGUAGAAUUCGCGGCUAUGUUUAAUAGUGAAAAUAAAAGCAUUUCCACAGGCACAAUGUGAAGGGAACUCAAGCGAUUGUGACUAAACAGCUGUAGCUCUAAGAAAACCACUGAGCAGUGAGGCUAAUCAGGAAGAAAUAGGCUUCAGUUUGCUAGGUAGCAUAAAGAUUGGGCUCUGGAGCAAUGGAAGAAGGUCAUGUGGUCUGAUGAGUCCAGAUUUACCCUGUUCCAAAGUGAUGGGGGCAUCAGGGUAAGAAGAGAGGCAGAUGAAGUGAUGCCCUCAUCAUGGCCAGUUUCUACCAGCCUGUGGGGGUUAGAGUUAUGAUCUGGGGUUGGUCAGGUUCAGCAACAUUAUGUUCCCAAAGAAUGAGGUCAGCUGACUACCUGAAGAUACUGAAUGAUCGGGUCUUUCCAUCAGUAGAGUUUUUCUUCCCUGAUGGCAUGAACAUGUUCCAGGAUGACGAUGCCAGGAUUCAUGGGGUCACACUGUGAAUGAGCAUGAGACAUCACAUAUAGAUUGGCCGCUACAGAGUCCAGACCUCAGCCCCAUUAAGAGUCUUUGGGAUGUGCUGGAGAAGACUUUGUCCGACUCUCCCAUCAUUAAUACAAGAUCUUGGCAGAAAAUGUAUGCAACUCUGGACAGAAAUAAAUGUUGUGACAUUGCAGAAGCUUAUCGAAACGAUGCUACAGCGACCAUGUGUCGUUCUCAGAGCUAAAGGUGAUCCAAUGAAAUAUUAGAGUGUGCGACUUUUUUUUGGAUGGGCAGUGUAUCUCGUACUUAAGAGGUCUUUACUGUAAUUAUGAGGAAGACUCAUAUUUACAAAGUAAAGUCUCCAAACUUUGUUUUUCUUCUGUGAAUGCAAUGUGUCUUGUGAAUGUAAACUUGAUUUGAAAACUUAAAGGGUGUCAUUUAUUAACAUAUUUGCUAUGUACCAAUAAUCAGUUGCUUCUGUAGUCACCCAUUUUAGUAGCUCAAAUAUUUUUUAUCUUAUGUUAAAGGUGCUACAUAAAUAAAGUUUCUUUACUCAAAGAAA